AUGUCCACCUCCAGGAAGGCAGGCGAGGUAUGAGUAUCAGAGCUUGGUAUUUCUGUUAGAUGUUUAGAGACUUGGCAAUGUCCCUCUGGUCAAAAUGGCAAGAAAGUGCAGUAACAAGAAAUUCAAGUCUCUGCACUUUUCACCUCACCUGCUACAAGCUAUAAUCUUCUCUCCAUCUUUCCUCUCAGCUUGAAAACUGGAGAAUGCACAAUAAUGAUGGUGUGUACGUGUAUGCGUGUGUGUCUUCUGUGACUAUACAGUAUUCUUAUUAUCACAAAGCUGGUCUGUGUUUUCUGCCUUGGCGUUGCCAGACUUUAGCCUUAGUCCCAAGAUGUACAGCAAUACGUUUUCCCAGAACUGAUAGUGCCCCAUUCAAAGUCUUGUGCCAUGCUGCAAUAACACUUGUAAGUCGACGUGCCACCGGACAUUGGCAAAUGUGUCUGCUUUGAGUGCAGCACCAGAGAACCCAUUCAGUCUCUCUCUUCAUCUUAAGGUGAGCAAUUGCUGGCUCUGUCUACACUGCAGCUAAGUCCCUGGCCUCUCAUGUUUAAUGCAGAGCAGGUUGCCUCCAAGGGCCCAUUCACAACCAUUGUCUCACCGUUCAUAGACUGACUCUGCCUAUUGGUCUGAAUGGCACUGCAGUGGCUGCCCUGUGCCAGCAGGCGUUGUGUGAAUGAGGAGACUUGAGUUUCACUGCACUGAGACUCAGCUGUGCUCUAAGCAUGGGGCAACCAGAGCUGCACAUCCCUCUGGGUUUUCCAUGCAGAGCAGAGCCCUAGGUCAGAGCUCAGAGGGAGAGACUGGCUGGCUGGCUACUACAGGAACAGGAGUCCCGUGUAGCUCAGUUGGUAGAGCAUGGCACUUGCAACGCCAGGGUUGUGGGUUCGAUUCCCACGGGGGCCAGUAUGAAAAAGAAAAUGGGGGAAAACAUUUAUGCACUCACUAACUGUAAGUCGCUCUGGAUAAGAGCGUCUGCUAAAUGACUAAAAUGUAAAUGGAGAGUGGGAGUCUGGGAGACAGAGGAGAGGCAGAGGCAGGGGCAGAGGCAAAGGCAGGGACCGCCACAUCAUAAAUACUAAUCCACAUGGUCAGCUCAUGGCCUGCUUAGUCAAAACAUGAGGGGUGAGAAAAUCCAGCUCUCUUAACACGUAUCAGGUUAAGCUGCUGUCCACAGUUUGGAGACAGAUGGGGAAUGGAAACUACACAACCCUGAGCUACAACAUACAGUAAAGGAAGCCUUUUGAAUAUACACUGAACAAAAAUAUAAACGCAACAUGUAAAGUGUUGGUCCCAUGUUUCAUGAGCUGAAAUAAAAGAUCCCAGAAAUUUGAACACAUUUGUUUACAUCCCUGUUAGUGAGCAUUUCUACUUUGCCAAGAUAAUCCAUCCACCUGCUUGAGGCAAAUGGUGGUCACACCAGAUACUGACUGGUUUUCUGAUCCACGCCCCUACCUUUUUUUUAAAGGUAUCUGUGACCAACAGAUGCAUAUCUGUAUUCCCAGUCAUGUGAAAUCCAUAGAUUAGGGCCUAAUGAAUUAAUUUCAAUUGACUGAUUUCCUUAUAUGAACUGUAACUCUGUAAAAUCUUUGAAAUUGUUGCAUGCUGCGUUUAUAUUUUUGUUCAGUGUAUACUGUAUCUCACUUCUCAAUGUCACCUUGAUAUACUGUACUACUUUAUAACAGUGCUGUUCUGGGAGAGAGCCUGGAUGGAAUGCUUCUGUUAAACUGCUGCCCUGCUAAUACUGAAUACACUCAAUGCUGAAAUAGGGUCUGCCGGGGAAAUCCUGAGUGUUUAUCCACGGUGCUGUAGUGUUGGUCCAGUUUACGUUUCCAGAUUACCGUAAAAUUGUCAGAUGAGUGUAAACCCAUUUUCCUGCAGUUAUUCCAAGAUAAGGCAUUUUACUUACCCUUUUAGGAGUCGUGAUAUGCUGCUUUGAUAUGCAGCAAUACAUUAUUUCCAGACGUCUCACACAGUAGCCAAAGGAGGAUUAUCAGGAUUUUCUCCUUCUUCCCUAUCCCACACACUUACUUCAUGAUGAAUUCAUCACAUGCAGCAUUCCUGGGGAACUCCCUGCGUUAGCUCUGAGGAUAACGAUCAGAUCAUAAUGUGUAUUUUUGCACGUCUUCAUCUAACCAGAAACAUUCAAUCUUACUGAAUGUGACGUGUCACUUGAAUACCAUGUUUGGAUGGGAUCUGGGUAAUGGCCUAUUUGAGCAAGCUUUAACAAAGUACCGAAACUUAAACAAAGUGCUUAUGCUUUGGACACAGUAUGCUGUGUGCGAUCAUCCUCAAUAGGGUUAGCUAGGCUACACUGAGUGCUCAGAGUCAUUCUGCUUAUGUGAAGAGGAGGUCUGGGAUGUAGGUAUCUACCCUGCUGGGCCCACAGUAAACCAUUCUUCAGGCAGGCCAACCAAAAUGGAAAAGCAAACAUGGCCAUGUGGUUGGGGAGACCAUUUAUAAAUGUCCCUCUCCUGCUCUGGCUCUUUCAGGGUGGAGUGUUUCUCCUCUCUGAAAUAUACACCCUUAAUUGAUGAUGAUGGUUUCUCGUCAGUGUCGCGGCUGCCACUGUUGACACAGGUUUUUAUGACUCUCACUGUGACUCCUGUCCAAUAUGAGAGUUCAGGCUGACUGGGCCAUGAAGGGAAGUGUUUACAAACCUGGGCCGGUUACUCAUCCUGCUCCUUUCUUAUGAACGAAGGCACACCUUAGAAGGAACUUGUGCCGUGCAUGACUGUGAACUGGUGUGAAAUGGCUAGCUAGUAAGCAGUACUUGUUAGUAGCGUUCAAUCGGUGACGUCACUCGAUCUGAGACCUUGAAGUAGUUGUUUCCUUGCUCUGCUUUUGUGGAGUGAUCGGUAAUGAUGCUUCGUGGAUGACCAUUGUCGAUGUGUUUAGAGGGUGCCUUGUUCAAGCCCAGGUUGGGGCAAGGAGAGGGACAGAAGCAACACUGUUACAAGUGCUUGUGUGCGUGUGAGUGAAUGUGUGUCUGACUGUCUGUGCAUCUCUGUGUGUGCAUAUGUUUAAGUGUGUAUUUUUGUCAGCGAUCCAUUUAUUAGAGACAGUCAGAGUUAUAGAUGGGUUAUCUCUAUACAGUCAGGAUGGGAGGCACGUGGGUUUCCCUUUAGAACAAUGGUGGCCUGGCUGUCUCACUGUCUGAUGAUCAUCCAGUCAUCAACCCCCUCUUUCAUAAGGGACACAUUCCCCAUGUUUGCCAUCCACCAGUUGUGUUGCUCACAUUCCUUAUAACAGAUUCUCUAUGAGGAUGGUUGGAUGUGGAUGAGUAAGUAAGAAUUUCACAACAGUGGUGGCUUUUUCAUAAUGUUCUCCUCGAUAGUGGAUUAUCUGUGCAUUAGAAGCCUCUAUGAUGAAUGAACAGGUACAAGACGGUUCCUCUGUCUCCAUUCCAAGAAGAGGGUUUGUGUUAGAUGAUAAUUUCCCUCCUUGUUUACCUCAUUUGACUCUGUGAGAGAGUGCAAUCCUCUGAUUUGGGGGAAGGUCUUUAUCAUAACAUUUCACAGUUGAUUCAUUUCCCGAGCGUCCCUGAGCUGGAGCACAGGGGAAAGCAUGGCCUCCAGUGCCCGGUGCUGUGUGUGUUAGUGUGUGUGUGUGUGAGUGAGGAGAGGAUUCUGUACAGGUGUUUCCUUUACAUCAACACUCGGAGCAAAACAAUACUUGAGUCUGAGCAUCUGUGUCACAUACAGCCAAUUACCCCAGCCGAUACUGAAGAGAUGCAGCUAUUUAUACACUGACCCUGUGGUAGCCGACACAACCAGGCCACAAAGUAAACACCUGUGACUUCAGAUUACACAGCAGACAACUAGUCACACUCUCUCUCUAGGAUCACAAACUCAAAAUCAUGCACGCAGGCACGCACAUACACACACACACACACACACAGAUCAAUUCCACCUUCCUCUAACUCCCUCCUCAUGGAAGCUCUAUGUCAGAGCUCAUCUGAGCUCAUGUGAUCCAGACUAAGUGAAUGAGCAUGCCAUACUGUUUGGACAUACAAUGGCAGGGAGCUGCUGGCUGUCAUGGCUGUUGUAGUUGCUACGUUGAUAUAGUGACAAAGAGCCCCCCUUUACUCCUCUUUAGUUGUAAUUCCCCAGCCCAGGGGAGAGGUGCAAUCACAAUCAGGAAAUAUGGAUUUCUCCUUCCUCCUACGAGGGAGGGGACUGGGGAGCGGUGGCGCUCGGGGCAGCAGUCCACUCACCAGACUUUAAUCUCCCAUCUGGCUGUAAUUUACUGUGGUUUACACAGGGUGUACAGCAUUUACUGUAAUAAGGACCACAAUUACCGCUGGUCAGCCUUAUCUGAAGAUGUGUGUGUGUGUGUGUGUGUGUGUGUGUGUGUGUGUGUGUGUGUGUGUGUGUGUGUGUGUGUGUGUGUGUGUGUGUUCUAGCCUAUAUAUGGUAUGGGGGUUGAUACAUUUUACGUUCAAGUCUGACAUUUUAAAGUGGAAAUUACAAACUUUAGAAUACUUUUUAAAUCUUGAAUACACUAGAAGUUUGCAUUUCUCAUCAACAAAAGAGUGAUCAAAUGAAGAUCCUACAUCUGUAACUGGAUGCUUAUGUUCCUAAAACACACAAUAACACAACUGUUCUCCCCCUCCUCCAUUAAUACACUUAUCUUUUCCAUUAUGACAAGCCCAAGAAGCACUAAUCCUUUAUGAGUUGAUUUUUGGCUCUCCAGUUUUUUUAAUGAUCUUACAACGUUUAUAUUUCACCUGUAUCCUAAUGUAUCCUGAAUAUGCUGCAUAUACUGCUGAGAUAUUUCCACGUGUGUUCAGUGGGCGUUGGUUUGGUGGGGUUUGGGGAAUGCUCUCUGAUCAUGGAGUUAUGAUGUGCCCACCCUAGAGCUCCAGCUGGACACUGUCAGACCCACAGGGGGGCUGCUGUCAUUGGGGCUAUGUUCACCUAAUGUAUACAAAACAGAGCGCUGCUCUCCCUUUCAGCCAGUGGCGAUGGAUACGGCGUUACACAGACUAAUUGAAAAGCCUCAUAAUUAAUGUUAUGGUCAUGGAUUUGUGGAAUCCAAUGCUUAAGAGGAAAUGCUCAAAAAAUACCCUGUAAAUAAGGGAAUUAUUACUCAAAAGUCAAAUUUAUUGUUCAUCCGUCUGUUGUGUCUGUCUCUUGCUUUGCUAGUGACUGACCACUGCUCUGUGUGGUCUCAAGUUUAGAGCCAGGCUCACCAUUCAGCAGGAGGCCUACAACAUGACACAGUUCAAGUGGCCCCUGUGUUUUGGGCCAGGGCAUCCCAGGAGGGUAGUUGCUGUGCUCCACUGGAUUGGGUCCUGAGGUGGGGGUGGGAUGGUGGCUGGUUUUUCCCUAGCCCCCUAGCCCCCUAGCCCCCUAACCCCUACACUCACUGACCUGCAACACAUCCAGGGCCUGUCAACCCACAAUGGCAUUACCACAGAUUCAGGGCCUUUCCCCCUUCCUUAUCCCUUUCCUUGAUAAAGCUUAGGUGAAAGACAUAGAGGGAAUAUGAUCCCUUCUGUCCUGUGUAUUUUCUACACUGUAAUGAGACACACUAUCACUGUGAUAUUUUGGGGCUGGUGUGUGUGUCUGUUGAAUAUCAACUGCUAUUUUUGCUUUCACUCCCAUAUCAAGACUGACAUGAGUGAAGCUGGCCUUAUUGUCUCAAGCGGGCCUGUUACUGUCUCUUUCUAGUUUCUAAAACUGUCUCCUCUGUCCGGUGAUAUCUGGCCAGCUCACUCUGUACUGUAGCAGUUUGACAGUCCAACAGGAGACGAGACAGACAGACGAUGUAAUCAAGUUCAGUGUAACCUCCGCCAUUACAACCACUCUCAGGGGGGGAAGAGGUCCUGUCUAUUUGGACCUGCUGCUAUGCUAUUAAGUCUUUGAUGUGUGUUAUGAACAGGAAUGUUUGAUUCGGCAAAACUUCCUGCAGGGCUCAUAAGAGGAUAUACACAGGGCUGUUCCUGAACAAUAUUAUCCCAAUUUCAUGGGACUAUUCAUCUUUUCAUUUUUCAAAUGGCAUAGUUAUUUCCACAGUCUCCCAUUGACUCCUGGACCUCUCAGUGCAAGGAAUCAAAAUAAAUAGUGUUUGUCUGUAGUCCAGUCAUUAUGUAUCAAAGUGUUGUGAUUAAUGUGGUUGUAAUUAUUAGUACAAUCAUUCUAAUAAACCAACAGGGCAUCUCCGCAUCUCAACUGAGACUCACAUCCAAGAAGUCCUAAAUUACAAUUCUUGUUUGGUCUCCAUUUUAUUUUAUUUUUGCUCCUUAAACUUCCUCCCUGCCUCCCACAGAUGGCUUGAAGAGAGAGGAGGUUAACAAUGACACAGCUCAGCUGUGUGGGAGUCAGGACAGAGAAGAGUUCUGUAGUGUAUAGAGCAUGCGGCACCAGCACAGGGCACAGAGCAUGCAGCCCAGGCAGGCCCUCAUAUCUGACCCAGUGUCACGCCCUGGCUCUGGGGACUCUUAAAGGUUGAGCCAGGGUGUGGAUUUUUCUAUGUUUAGUUUUUCUAUGUUUUCGUUCUAGAUCGUUUAGAUCUAUGUUGGCCAGGGUGGUUCCCAAUCAGAGGCAGCUGUAGCUCGUUGUCUCUGAUUGGGGACCAUACUUAGGCAGCCUGUGUUGCACUAGUAUUUGUGGGAUCUUGAUCCGUAUAGGUUUGUGUUGUUGUAACCUCAGGACUUCACGUAUCGUUUGUUGUUUUUGUCGUUAAGUAUGUUAAAUAAAGUAUGUACGCUUACCACGCUGCGCCUUGGUCCGUGUCUUCAGUCAACGAUCGUGACAGAAGAACCCACCAUAAGAGGACCAAGCAGCGUGCCCAGGAGGAGAAGAUGGCGAUGUCACAGGUGGGCAAAUGGUGGUCUUGGGAGAAGAUAUUCGUGGGCAAAGGGCCAUGGGCAAAGGUGAAUGCCCAGGCAGGAGAGGAGACUGUGGAGGCGCGCUACAGAGAGGAGCAGCGGCAACGCAGAGGGUACCGGCCGAGGAGGAAGCCCGAGAGACAGCCCCAAGAAAAAAAAUGUGGGGGGCUAAAAGGGUGGUUGGCAGAGCCUAGAGGUAGAGCAGAGCCAACUCCCCGUACUCAGGCUAGGAAGCGUGAGACUGGGCAGGCUCCGUGUUAUGCGGAGCCACCUACUGUGCCGCGAGUGUUCCGGCACAGUCCUGUACGUCCUGUGCUAGCACCACGCACGUGUCGUGCUAAGGUGGGCAUGCAGCCAGGACGGGGAGUGCCGGCUCAACGCUCGUGGCCUCCAGUACCCCUCCUCGGUCCCGGAUAUCCUGCGCCAGUGCCACGUGAUGUAGCGCCAGUACGAGUGCACAGCCCUGUACGUCCUGUGCUGAUGCCUCACACAUAUUGUGCGGAAAUAGGCAUUCAGCCAGGAUGGGUUGUGUCAGCUCUCCGCUCCAGACCUCCAGUCCGCCUCCACAGUCCGGCCCGGCCCGUUCCAGCUCCCCGCACCAAGCCAAUGGUGCGUGUUCCCAGUCCAGCCCGGCCUGUUCCUGCUCCCCGCACCAAGCCAGUGGUGCGCGUCGUCAGCCCGGUCCGGCCCGUUCCUGCUCCCCACACCAAGCCAGUGGUGCGUGUGUCCAGUCCGUGUCUCUGAUUGGGGACCAUACUUAGGCAGCCUGUGUUGCACUAGUAUUUGUGGGAUCUUGAUCCGUAUAGGUUUGUGUUUGUUGUACCUCAGACUUCACGUAUCGUUUGUUUGUUUUUGUCGUUAAGUACGUUAAAUAAAGUAUGUACGCUUACCACGCUGCGCCUUGGUCCGUGUCUUCAGUCAACGAUCGUGACACCCAGGGAAGGAGGGAACACACAGCAGCUAGAGUUGUUUCAUAAUGCAGGAGAGAGGGCGAAUCAGAUGCAGGAGAGAGAGUGAAUAAUUUCAAAGUUUCUGUGUGUUCUCUAAAGUUGGGUACCAGGCCUGUUCUGUAAUGAAUAACAAUACCUAAGAGAAACCUAAGUUUCCAGACACAUGACAUUAGCAGAUGUUACAGAUACCCCUUACAGUGAAGCGCACCAGUGUCCUGUCAGAGGGAGCAGUUUAGUAUAGAGUACAGUACCACUCAGCACUUGAUAAAUGGAUGUGAAGAGAUUACCAUGUAAACCUCUCCAGCGAAUACAGGGCAAGGCAUAGAAGGGCUGAGAUGGGCAGAGAUGGGCCGGAGGAGCUUGAACCCUGCUACACCUCCAGCAUGUAAUCAGACAGUGAGAAUGGCCUCUCUCUGGGAGCCCUCUGGCCCAACACCAGCCCAUUGACAGACAGACAGACCCCCUCCACCAUCCAGCCCAUUGACCGACUCCAUUGGCAAGUUUCCAUCUGAGAUUUACCCCAGUGUUAUACGCAAAAGACUCAACUUUUCUGUUUCCAUCUACGCGGGCCAGUACCCGUGUCUCACUGGGCCAUGGCUCCAGCGGACCUGCUCUCACUUGGGGCCAAAGCCAGGCCACUGGUACUUUUCAGCUGUCAUUUACAUAACAAUGGCUAACUGUGGACUUUAACACCUUCUCACAAAACAACUGUCUUGAUGAUGCAGAGGUUGUUGAUUUCUGCUCACCCCAAGUCUUUAGUGUCACACUCCUGAUGAAAACACAAUAACACUACAGCUUACAUUAACAUAAAACACAGGCGACCCACUGGUGCUGGGUAAGUCUUGAGUGCUGUAUUAGGCCUACUGCUUAUAGAAUCCCCAAGGAAUUGAUAUAGAAUUCUCUUCUGAUAGCCCUAUGGGACACAGGUCAGCUGUUCAUUACCAAUUACUACAGCACAUGAAAAUGUAGGCUAUGGUUUCUACGCCAAGGGGUCUGUUUUUGUGCCUCAAACAAGCUGUGGGAAUGAGACAUACUGUAGAUAUUUAGAAGCUGUGGUAAGCCCAGAGUGAGACACGACUAAGAACAGUUGUCCAGUUUAUACUAAGUAAUUUUGGAAUCAGACAAGGGCCAGUAUUUUAUUGAGACCUGAAUCAUCUCCCAAACUCUUCUCACAUCCUUAGACACACACACACAAGAAGUAAGGAGUUGCUACGUGAGGAUCAUCAUGCAGCCCUGCUAAUCUGCCAAACAUUUGUGGGCAGCUUGCUCUCCUGCUCACAGCCACAGAAGGUGCAGAGAGGCACUGGUGGACUUACCAUAAGGCAGAAGAGGCAAUUGCCUCAGGCCUCACAUCAUCAAAUCAAAUCAAAUUGUAUUGGUUACAUACACAUAUUUAGCGGGUGUAGAAAAUUGCUUGUGUUCCUAGCUCCAACAAUGCAGUAGUAUCUAACAAUUCACAACAAUACACACAAAUCUAAAAGUAAAAGAAUGGGGCCUCAUGAGCUGGGCAUACAUACAAAAAUAAAAAUUUUUUUUUUAAAUAAUUGCUCCACUAGAUGCAAAAAAAUAAGAAAACAAAUCCCAUCAAAAUCUGUCUGUUUAAGAUAGAGAUAUCUCCAUGGGCUGCGUCUCAAUCCCACAUCCGCCAAUGUCGGCCUUCCGCAUCUGCGGUGGAAGGUAGCCGAGCUACAGCGGUGUUCGUCAGACAAGGAGUCAUCCCGAAAAUCUGUCUUCUCACGAAAACGUCUGUACCUUCCGAACGGUUUGUGCUACACACUAAUAUGAUGACACCUCUAUGGAAAGAUGAGACUCUCACAAACACGAUGGUGCUCUACGACACUCACAAGUGUCAUGGGGAAAAAUGUAUGGAAGUGAAAAUGAAUGGAAGUGAAUAGGGCAUUUCCAUGUAAAAGUUAUACAAGGAUUUCCACUGUCAUUUAUUUUCUUAUACUGUAUCUCUCAGAUAUAGGACAGAUACUUCAAAACAUAUUUCCUUUUGAUAAAAUGUUUGACUAUCUGUUUUUCCAUGUAUGAAUCUGUUAUUCAAUGCAAUUCUAUGGGCCAAAUUGAAAGUUUUAUCCACACCCCCAAAAAAUAUAUUUUCUUUAUACCUACAAGGGUCAUAAAAUUCUAAAUCAAAUAGCUAAAUGAUCCUUGGUAUGACCAUCUUAAAACAAUUCCAUAUGUUAGCUUACUAGAAACCCAGCCCUGGGCCCUUAGACUAUAGGGGGAUACAAUACGCAUUUAUUUAGUAAAAAGACAGGUGCUGCUGAUAAUACUGCCAUCAUCGUCGAGGUAGAGGCAGAGGACAUGUAUGUGUAGCCCAUGUAGCUGAUGCUGUCUGGUCAAAAAGAUUAUGGCGUGUCAUACACCUUUUGGCCAGAUAGCAUCAGAUACAUGGCCUACAUACAGGAUAGUAAGACAAGAGGGGCGCUGUUUCGCUCGCUCGAAUGCUUUCUCCGGUGAGAUAGUUUCAGCCACUUGCGAAUUGAAGAAAAGUUGGCGGUUGCACAGGUCACUGUUUGGAUGCUGGAAUUAUUUUGGAUGAACGUGCGAAGGAACCUACUUUUUGAAGUGAUUUGCUUGACAAUUAGGUGAAAACAUGAUGACUGGUUGUGUUCAUGGCACAUUAAAAGGUAACACAUUUUUAUUUGGAGACCCCUCUCGAGGCCCCUCUGCCUGGGGCCUCCAAAUCUCUAAGUCCACCCCUGCCAAGAGGCUGCCUUGUUGUGUCCAGACUCAAGGCUUACCCUAGGCUGGGAAAAUCCACAGCAAAUCCUCCCAGUCCCACCACACACCAAAAGGCAAGCCAGACCUCGGCCAAAAAGCCCUUAUGAUGUGGUGGAGUGGAGCCCCUCCCAAACCACAUGAAAACCCAAGCAAAAGAAAUGCCCAAAUCAUAUGCCAAUUAACUCUGGGAAAGGAUUUAUAGAAUGACCUCGGCAUUGGUGGACAGGGUAUAAAGACAUUAAUCAAUGCCCUACUGAGUGGGAAAUGACUUAACAAUAAUACUGGUGAACUCUGUGGUUAACUGAUGUUAGAUGUAACCCUUCAUAGAGGAGAGUAGUGCAGGAGUUUCACAGACAACACACUAGCCACCCACUUGCCGACUCACGGACCCACAGGGGGGCUACCCACGAGCCUACCCACGGGUUCACCGGGAAGCUACCCACAGGCCUACAGGGGAACUACCCACGGGUCUACCCACUGGCCCACAGGGGGGCUAUCCACGGACCUACCCACGGGACCACAGGGGGCCUACCCACAGGCCUACAGGGGGGCUACCCACGGGCCUACCCAUGGGCCCACAGGUGGGCUACCCACGAGCCUAUGUUGGGGGAAAGUGGUUACCCCAAGGAUCAAUAACAACCAGGUGUUCCCCAGUGGUUGUGUGCAGAAUAUCAGGAGAGACUGGGAGAACUACCAGGUUUGAGGGUUUCUGUGCUCCCUGCUUGUGACUUUGUAAUAUCUCUUGUAUAUCUGUAAUGUCUCCUGAUGUUGAGCAGAGAGAUCCUGAACCCUCCACCUCUUCACCUACAGCUCAGACCUGGCUGUCACAGGAAACUAAGAGGCACUUAGGAGGAAGUGUGCGUGUCAGGCAUCUGCUGUCACGAUAACAUUUUUACAUUUUAGUCAUUUAGCAGACGCUCUUAUCCAUAACAGAUGGAUUAUUAUUAUAAAAGCUGGACAGACAUUCCUCUUCAUUCACAUUGUUUGGACAUAUUUGGCUGACUGCAGCAAACCACUGACAGCUACUAUCCUCACUAUCUGACGUAUUCUGGUCCACAACAGGAAGGAAGGCAUUUCUGUGAUGAUCAGUUAAUGUCAAAAACAGACCUCAUGGCAUUAUUUCAUCUGACUGUGUGUCUUUUUGGGCGUGUGCCGUAUUUUUCCAUUGUAGGCUAUGGUAACUGUUGGACCAGCAUUGUAACACACACAGUAGUUGGGUGGAUACUCAGACAGUGUAUCAAAAAUACUUGUCAUCAGGUACUCAUCACAGACAACCAGGCUGUGAAACUCAACACUGGUGUAGAUGACAGAUUGAGGAAGCAGGUUGUUGGUCGCCUGUCUGUCCAGUGGUCCUGCUGGAAGAUAUUUUACCAAAUGGAGGUUUCUCUUCCUGAGCUCAUAAGAUGGAGUCACCCAGAGGUUUUGUGUUACUGCAGCCCUAUGAGAAAUGCAUACUGUUUAUCAUUGGAUGAUGGGAAAAAUCAAGACAGAGGGGGAAGCAGAGGGGGAAGCCGCCAAUGGGAAAAUAAAUAGAGAGCUGAAUCUUACACCACAGGAAACAAGUUUUUAACCUGAACAGUUGGAUGUGCUAUAUAAGAGAAUGGAUCUGGUGCUUGUCAAAGAGAGUUUCCCGUUGAAGGAAUCAUGAAAAAGCUGCUCCAUCUGCAAGCCGUCCCGUCUCCUUGUAAUUCCAACCUUAACCACUAGAGGACAUAGCUGUAUUACAGUAAAGUCAGGCCAAUACCUAAGUGUGUUACUGUAUGACACUCUUUUCCAAGAACUGUAACUAUCCAAGACAAGCAUAAUGUGUAUGUGUAGUUCCUGGCAGCGCAGUAGAUCUUCCAAGUCCCUAUAUAUUGUCUGUGAUGGCUGGAAAGGUUUAUUUGUCAAAUAAAUGAUAGUGUCCAGGUGCUUUUUAAAACCCUUAAGUCUUUGUCUGUUUUGUUUUGCAGAUUACACCCUCAUCCAGCUCAAACAGCACAACUGGAGGUAAGAAUUGUACUACACAAAUGAGAUAAAGGUGAUAAUGUACUCAAAGCAGCAUAUAUUUCCUGACUGAUGUGUGAGAGUGUUCUUUAUUCAAGAGUAGCCUACCGGUGAUGCUGAAUAUCCAUUUUGGGUUUACAGACAUGGUAUUCCUGGUACAAGCUGUCGUUAUUAGUUCUGGUAUCCCCAUACCACUAAUGUCCUGCUCCAUGUUGUACUGUAUGGCAAAAGAGAGCUUAGGUAAUCAAGGACACCCAUCCAUGCAGCUUGUCUAGCUGACAGACAGACAGAUUGGUGAAAGAGAGGCUGAAGCUCACUAUUUUUACAGCCCAAAUCCUCCUGCCCUAAACCAUGGUGUGCUUUCCCCUUGUCGUCUUCCCAUGCUGCAUAGCCAUUUAGUACAGUGAGAGAUGUCAAUGCUGAAAGACACAAGGUACCACAGCACUCUCUGUAGCUUGUUUUCUCUCAAACCCCUGAAUCAGAAUCGAUUCACCUAUUAGCAGUGUAAAUAUAGGUAUUGUUGAACGGCGUUAAUGAAUGCUCCUUGAUUAUGGUGGAGGAAGUCAGGUCACUUAAUCAGCUCUGAGGGUUGAGAGUUCAGGGUUGAGGGGGUAAGUGAGGACAAGCAGCUAGGGAUUACCCAAGGUCACUGUGUUCCCCCAGCUGUCAGAAGAGGUAAUGCAGGGGCUGAUGAAUUAGGUACUGGGGACACCCCACCAUACUGUAAAUCACUGCACUUAUAGCCUGUUAGGAGGAUAGAGAAAAACAGCAGGAAAAAAGCAAAACAAGAUGCUGACAGAGAAGUGUGGGGAAGUUACAGUUAGACCAAUGAUGUGCCUUUAGAGCUGUAUGACACCACCCUAACCUUGUCUCUCUCCCCACAUCUCCUUCACCCCUCCCUGGCCCAGCCUGGCUCCCCCUGGCCUGUCUGCUUUUAUAAACAGCUGUUGUGGUGCCGGGCUCCAUGCAGUGACCCCAGGGUCAGCCAGAUCCCAGAGGUGCCUGGGGGGGCAGCUCAGCUCAGCUCUGCUCCAGGCAGGUUCUGUUCAUAGAUAUUUUUCCAGCGUUUGUUUUCUCUUUCCUCUCUGUUUGUUCGGGCAGAGUUGGGCCCUGUUUAUCUUUCCUGACGAUGCUAUGGGGACACUUUCACACAUAUGCUCCCACAGGAAAGCUUGUAUUACACAAACAAUUUUUCUUAAAAAUGAAAACAGGAUACACACCAGGCACAUCACAUUUUUUUAAAAAUGUUUCAGCAGCAAUAUUUGAUGAGUGUCCUAAAUCUAUUUUAAACGAUCUGCAGAUGGCUCUGUUUUUGCCCUAGUGGUUGCGAUAACAUAGACCAGGGCUUCCCAACCCUCUUCCUGGAGAUCUACUGUCCUGUAGGUUUUCAGUCCAGCCCUAAUUUAGCAUAUCUGAUUCAGCUAGUUAAGGUCUUAUUGAGCAGCUAAUAAAUAGAAUCAGGUGUGUUAAAUUAGGGUUAGACUGAAAACCCACAGGACGGUAGAUCUCCAGGAAGAGGUUGGGCAGCCCUGACAUAGACAGUGAGUAGAGUACAUUAUGGCAAACAAAAACUGUAAGGCAGACUGGGAAAUAUAAAGGAAGGAUGUUGUGCCAACUCAGAAUUAAGCUGACAACACACACACAUACACCCACACAACUCAGCCGGUUGGUGUGAAAACUCUGCUCGUUGAAUUGCACAGUGUGAUAUGAGACAAGGCUAAUGAGGCACACUGUAAUUGUGCAAGUGUGCGUCUGUCCCGCCUGAAGAGUGUUGAAACUGGUAAUCCCCUCUACGUGCAGGUUCAGCACCAGCCAUCACACCAGUCAUCUCUUCUCUGGUCCAGAUCCAUCCGGCUGGGGAGCUGCCAGGAGGCAGGAGUGGAUGUGGUUGGGGCAUCCAGGACUCUGUACAAUGGCUUUAUGAGCUCAUCACCUCUAUCCAUAUGUCCUGUGAUGGACAGCUGUUUUACCCUCUCUCCUCUCUCUCCUCUCCUCUUCCCCAGUGUUAAUGUUCCAGGAGGUGUGGGGUCGUAGUUUCUGCCGGACCAUAGAGAAGCUGGUGGAGGUGGUUCAGGAGUAUCCUGGGGAGGUGGAGCACAUCUAUAGCCCCUCCUGUGUGCCCCUGGUGCGCUGCGCUGGUUGCUGUGGCGAUGAGAAUCUGGAGUGCCAUCCUACUCUAACCUCUAAUGUCACCAUGCAGGUAAUAGGGCACGUCCCUUAUGAGGAUGGCUGCCAUGUUGUGAGGUCAUCAGUGUAUUAUAUUUGCAUGCCAGGAAAAGAACUUUUAAUUUUGUUCUACUUUUCCGCCCGCAACAUUCAAUUCAACAUCAGCAAUUUGUCUUAAUUCUCAGCUGUUGAAAAUCAAGCCAGCGGAACAGGGUCAAGAAUACGUUGAGAUGACUUUUGUGGAGCACCAGACAUGUGAAUGUAGGUAAGAGACAAAAAGACUUCCUGCUUUGGUAAUAAUAUGUUUGGUCAAGUAAACCAGUUGCAUUGUAAUAUGAUCUUAUGUGAAAUGAUAUGACUGAGUUUUGUUCAUAUUUCAUUCUCAGAAUCAGGAAGGCUGUGGUGAAAAGUGAAAGGUGAGCAUACCAAUUGUCAUAAUGUCCAUUGUAAAGUUGGAGAGUGGGACAGAAAUCUUGCUGUGUCUGUAACAGUUGAUAGGUUGAUGUGGUCCUCUGUAGCUCAGCUGGUAGAGCACGGCGCUUGUAACGCCAAUGUAGUGGGUUCGAUCCCCGGGACCACCCAUACACAAAAAAAUGUAUGCACGCAUGACUGUAAGUCGCUUUGGAUAAAAGCGUCUGCUAAAUGGCAUAUUAUUAUUAUUAUAGGUAAGCUCAUAUUGUCUUUCUGCAGGAGGAGACAAAGAGGAAGAGGAAAGAAAAGAAAGGAGAGACCGAGAGUGAAAGAUUGUGACAGGUGAGUAAUGAUGUCUGGAAAAUUAAGAAAAAUAUCUGUCCAUCGACCAUACAUUACCCCUUUUACUUCCAUGUACAGUAAUAAUGCCCCACAUGUUAAUGUGUCAUCUAUCUCGUUUGUGUCCAAGGUGUCAGCCCCCUCGCAGGUAACUGCACUAGCAGCCCUACCUGUUGCAACCGGCAUCUCUAUUUAUUCUCUGCCCAGCGCUAACAGUAUCAAGAGUCUUCUAAACACAUGUAUCAAUACUGUGUCUCUCUGCACCUAGAGACUCAAUCAGCUGGGUUGUUAUGGCGACUGA
Coregonus sp. 'balchen' is the source of this 15715-nucleotide messenger RNA. The record is from the annotation of a GenBank genome assembly. Lineage: Eukaryota; Metazoa; Chordata; Actinopteri; Salmoniformes; Salmonidae.